UUUUUGGCCCGGUCUGUCGCAUGCUUUUCUAGCAAUCAACAUGUCAGUCGUCACUAAAUAAUGUUUUUGUUGCUUAGCGAUUAAAAUUAUAUUUAAUAUCGGAUUCCUUAUUAAUUUUACGGUGUUUUUGGUUUUUCUACCUUACCUGGUUAGAGUAAGUUAUUGAGCAGAGCAGUAUUCUACUUCCCAGAUCCGCAACCGCAAGCACUAGUGCCAAUUUCAUCCUAGUAAAAACAUGGAAUCAUCUGCAGAAACAAAAACAAGCUUAUCGGAUCAAAGUAUCCCAGUGAUUGCAAAAGAAUCGAACAACAACGAACAUCAGACCAUUGCCGCAUCACUGCCUCCAAAGGGCGACCAGUGCUAUCAGGAUGCCAAAAAGUACUGGUCAACUAUCUCACCCACCGUUGACGGUAUGCUGGGCGGUUUUGCCAGCAUCUCGUCCAUCGACGUUCGAGGAUCGGAUCAGUUUUUAAAGCACUUACACAAACUGAAACCGGCACCCGGUAAGCAGUGGGCGUUGGACUGCGGAGCCGGAAUCGGGCGGGUCAGUAAGAAUCUGCUGAUGCCGGUGUUUGCAAAGGUUGACCUGGUCGAGCAGGAUGAGCAAUUUGCUAGGACAGCAGAGCAGGAUCUGACUCCGAGUGGGAAACUGGGUACGGUUUUUAACGUAGGGCUGCAGGAUUUCAGCCCGGAGGAGGGCAAAUAUGACGUCAUUUGGUCCCAGUGGGUGCUUGGUCAGUUGACCGAUGACGAUGUGGUUGAAUUUCUAGUACGUUGUAUAAAAGGAUUGAACAGAAACGGGGUGAUGGUGAUUAAGGAGAAUUUUACGACCGGACCGCGUUCUGAGCCAGACAAACAGGACUCAUCGGUCACGAGACCACUGCCGUGGAUGAAGAAGCUUCUUUCGAAGGGAGGUUUUCGGGUAAUCAAAGAACAGAAGCAAAAGGAUUUUCCCAAGGAUUUAUACCCGGUGUAUAUGCUGGCAAUGAAGCCGGUAAUAAACAGCUGAAGACGUAAUGGA
This is a messenger RNA of Topomyia yanbarensis, 1021 nucleotides long. Its product is annotated as N-terminal Xaa-Pro-Lys N-methyltransferase 1. NCBI's taxonomy places the organism in Eukaryota, Metazoa, Arthropoda, Insecta, Diptera, Culicidae. The record is from RefSeq and is a predicted model, not a curated record. Gene Ontology annotation, molecular function: N-terminal protein N-methyltransferase activity. Gene Ontology annotation, cellular component: cytoplasm. The transcript has a single exon. Gene Ontology annotation, biological process: N-terminal protein amino acid methylation. Bases 236 to 1009 code for a protein of 257 amino acids.